AUGGCGGUCAGCAUGGUUGGCCGAGGAUGUAUGCCAGACACUGGGGAGCAUGCCGACCGGGUGCCCCCUGCUGGUCUGAGGGGACACCGGAUGGAUGCAAGAGCAAGAGCAGCACAGGACCUAGCCCUUGUAGAGCCCAGCAGUUUGCAG
This is a messenger RNA of Pelobates cultripes (western spadefoot toad), 150 nucleotides long. The record is from the annotation of a GenBank genome assembly. Lineage: Eukaryota; Metazoa; Chordata; Amphibia; Anura; Pelobatidae.